AUGGCGCCUGCGCCACCGCGUGCUCACGAUCCGGCCAAUGGCACUGCACCACCAGACACCACACCGGCUGCUUCGGAGAAGUUCGUCAACGGCAACAUGCUCGGCACUACGGAAUCGCCUCUCAGCAGUUCGGGCACCACGACGACGACGCCGAUGUUGACGGACAGUCAGCGAUCGCGCGAUGGCGAUACUGGCAUGAACAAGGUCGCUCCGAAGUUUUUCACUGUACGCCGUUUUGUCUUCUUCUGCGCGUUGACCGACUCGGCUCAGAGCAAGGACGACGACUCUAGUCAGAAUCUCUAUGCUUCCGUGGAUAGUAUUGAUGACGGUGGAUCGCAAAACAUCUAUGCUCCUCAGGUACGUAACCCUUCUCCUUUUGCUUUGAGGGCCAGACAUAGCUAG
Cooperia oncophora is the source of this 402-nucleotide messenger RNA. Lineage: Eukaryota; Metazoa; Nematoda; Chromadorea; Rhabditida; Trichostrongylidae. The record is from the annotation of a GenBank genome assembly.